ACCAGUACCCCCACACACUAAAACCCUAAUUCCAAUUUUCAGCCUAAAUACGUGAUUUCACCUCAACAGCUGCCUUCUUCUCCCAUCUCAAAUCGAGAAACACUGCGACUAUGGGUGCGUAUACGUAUGUAUCGGAGCUAUGGAGGAAGAAGCAGUCGGAUGUGAUGAGGUUCAUGCAGAGAGUCAGGUGCUGGGAGUACCGUCAGCUUCCCUCUAUUGUUCGGGUCACACAUCCUACCCGACCCGAUAAGGCCCGUCGCAUGGGUUAUAAAGCCAAACAGGGCUACGUGAUUUAUCGUGUACGUGUGAGGCGUGGUGGAAGAAAGAGGCCCGUUCCAAAGGGUAUUGUUUACGGAAAACCUACAAACCAGGGUGUGACCCAGCUCAAAUUUCAACGCAGCAAGAGGUCUGUUGCAGAGGAACGAGCCGGAAGGAAGUUGGGUGGUCUUAAGGUUCUCAAUUCUUACUGGCUUAACGAGGACUCUACAUACAAGUACUUUGAGGUCAUCUUGGUGGAUCCUGCACAUGCUGCAAUCCGUAACGACCCACGUAUCAACUGGAUUUGUAACCCGGUGCACAAACACAGAGAACUUCGUGGACUAACUUCUGCUGGAAAGAAAUACAGAGGUUUGCGCGGAAAGGGACACUUGAACCACAAAGCUCGCCCUUCCAGACGGGCUACAUGGAAGAGGAACAACACUCUUUCCCUUCGUCGUUACCGUUGAAAAUUCUAUUUUUUGCAAGUGUUAUAUUUUGGUGGUUAUCUUUUCAAUCAGAAUUUUACUAUGUGUUUUGAGACCUGCAGAUUUGUUUUUAAGAAUUUAAGCAGAUUUGUUAUUGAUAUAUUUUGAGAUUUGUACCAAAA
This is a messenger RNA of Helianthus annuus (common sunflower), 865 nucleotides long. RefSeq names its product 60S ribosomal protein L15. Gene Ontology annotation, biological process: cytoplasmic translation. Gene Ontology annotation, cellular component: cytosolic large ribosomal subunit; ribosome. The transcript has 4 exons. The coding region runs from base 111 to 725 and encodes 204 amino acids. Gene Ontology annotation, molecular function: structural constituent of ribosome; RNA binding. The record is from RefSeq and is a predicted model, not a curated record. Lineage: Eukaryota; Viridiplantae; Streptophyta; Magnoliopsida; Asterales; Asteraceae.